AUGUCUUCCUCACCACGAAACCCGCCCUUCCGAGCAGAGCACAUCGGCUCACUUCUGAGACCAGAGGAGCUGGUCAAGCACCGAUACGCCGUCGCCGACAAGUCUGCCACUCCGGAGUCGCUGGUGCCGGUAGAACAGAAAGCCAUUAAAGAUGUCGUGAAGCUGCAGCAGGACUGCGGCAUACAGUCCAUCACCAAUGGCGAAUACAGCCGACACCAGUUCUGGGGCACCUUCUUCGAGACAUUAAAUGGUAUGGAAGAGAUCAACCUGCGAGAGUCUGGGUACGAUCAGUCCAUCUUCCGUGCCUAUGCACCAGACGUGAAAUCCUUCAUGCACGCAAAGACGAUUCCCAACAGUGUGACCGUGGCCAAUGGCAAGAUCUCGCAUACGGGGAAGUCGUCUUUCCUCCCGGAACUGGAGUACAUGAAGAGCGUUCUGCCGAAGGACCAGUGGAAGAACAUCAAGCUUACCUUGACCAGCCCAUCAUGGUACCACUUCCGGUAUGCGCCAAACAAAGCCUACACUAAGGGCGUCUACGCCAACGACGAUGAGUACUUCGCAGAUGUAGCCAAGGCAUACCAGACGGAGCUCAAGAUCUUGUACGACGCCGGCCUGCGCAACGGCCAGAUUGAUGACCCAAACCUUGCUUACUUCUGUUCCGACGCUAUGUUGGAGGGCUGGAAGAACGACCCGGAGAAUUUCCAGACCGCUGACGAGCAGUUUGAUGCGUACCUGAAGUUCUAUAACGCCUGCAUCGAACGGCCUUCGGACUUUCACAUGGGCAUCCACCUGUGCAGAGGCAACUACGUCGGCUCCAAACAUUUCAGCGAGGGAGCGUAUGAUCGCAUCGCCUCUAAGAUGUUCAACAACCUCAACGUCUCGACCUACUACUUAGAGUACGACACACCUCGCGCGGGAGGCUUCGAACCACUCAAGUAUCUGCCCAAGGACAAGAAUGUUGUGGUCGGUGUGGUUACUUCAAAGUUCCCGGAACUGGAGGACAAGAAGGAGAUGGUCGACCGAGUCUACAAAGCAGCAGACUAUAUUGCGGAGGGUUCCAAGUGCAGCCGGGAGGAGGCACUGCAGAGGUUGUCGGUCUCGCCUCAGUGCGGUUUUGCGUCCCAUGCCGAAGGCAACGCUCUAGGAUACGAAGACAUGAGGAAGAAGCUGCAGUUGGUGAGGGCCAUUGCAGACGAGGUUUGGGCAGGCCAGCCGUAA
This is a messenger RNA of Saxophila tyrrhenica, 1218 nucleotides long. RefSeq lists its product as uncharacterized. NCBI's taxonomy places the organism in Eukaryota, Fungi, Ascomycota, Dothideomycetes, Mycosphaerellales, Extremaceae. Gene Ontology annotation, molecular function: 5-methyltetrahydropteroyltriglutamate-homocysteine S-methyltransferase activity; zinc ion binding. The coding region runs from base 1 to 1218 and encodes 405 amino acids. The record is from RefSeq and is a predicted model, not a curated record. The transcript is spliced from 5 exons.